This is a messenger RNA of Grus americana (Whooping crane), 1005 nucleotides long. RefSeq names its product dynein light chain Tctex-type family member 5 (gene DYNLT5). The coding region runs from base 1 to 504 and encodes 167 amino acids. The record is from RefSeq and is a predicted model, not a curated record. Gene Ontology annotation, molecular function: dynein intermediate chain binding. NCBI's taxonomy places the organism in Eukaryota, Metazoa, Chordata, Aves, Gruiformes, Gruidae. Gene Ontology annotation, cellular component: cytoplasmic dynein complex; cytoplasm. Gene Ontology annotation, biological process: microtubule-based movement. The transcript is spliced from 4 exons.
AUGGGCGAGCUGCGGGACACAGGAGGUGCGUGGGGACCCACGGAGGCUGUGGGGACAUGGAGGCGCUGGCUGCGCGGGAAGGCGGCGGCCAGCGCCGACCCGCGGCCGCCGGGAGCCGGUACCGGCUCCCGGCGGCCGCGGGUCGGCGCUGGCCGCCGCCUUCCCGCCCUUCCGCCUCCCCUCAGCAGCGGUGCGGGGAUGCAUGGCGGCGCGGCUGGCAGCGACCCCCGAUCGGGUCCCCCUAAACGCUUCCCGGUGGCAGCGGUGGAUGAUAUCCUGAAGGAUGUGCUGGGAAGCUACCUGAGGGAGCAGAGCUACGAGCCGGCUCAGUGCAGGGACAUGACGAAGGUCAUGGCUGAGGUUAUUAAAGCUCGGGUAAAAGAGCUUAUGAUACCGAGGUACAAGAUUGUUGUGGUUAUACAUAUCGGGCAGCUGAACGAGCAGAGCAUGCAAAUUGGAAGCAGGUGCCUGUGGGAUCCGGAGAGUGACACAUUUUCGUCGUAGGACCUCGCAUAGACUUUACGGGAAGCAGGUGGAACAGGACAUGAUCCGUGGCUGCUGCCCCGCUCAGGCCAGUGCUGACCAGUCACAGGUCUCCACUGCAGCCGCUGCCCUGCCGUGGUGGGCUCUGACCCACGGGCCUCACGGCGUGAGGCCAUCUGCACUGCAUUGGUCGUGUUCUGGUUCUGGAGGCAGACUUUUUGCUGCCCGUAUUUCACAGCUGAAACCUGCUGUUGGAUUUUCAUAAGUAAGAGAACAAGCAUAUGAUAAAUUGCUUUUUUUAUUACAUUUUAUGUGCAAAGCUGAAACUAGAAUAUAGUUAGAUGGGAAGAAAUAUUUGUACUCAUGACUAAGAGUUUAACUCUAAACCACUGUAAACACUUUGUGGAACCCGGACAACCCAACCUGAACAGUCAUUGAAGCCGUUUCCCGGUUCACACUGUAAGAUUUUAACAUCCAACCUUUACUCCCUACUGUCCUCCUAAGAAUAAAGCUACAAUUAAA